This is a messenger RNA of Closterium sp. NIES-65, 720 nucleotides long. Lineage: Eukaryota; Viridiplantae; Streptophyta; Zygnematophyceae; Desmidiales; Closteriaceae. The record is from the annotation of a GenBank genome assembly.
AUGGCUGGAAUCAUCAUCACUCUGAGCGGAGGGUCCGGCCCGUCAGUUGCAACCAUAGCCGCGCUCGCCGCCGCAGCGACAGCUGUCGGCCUCUCCUUGUCUCCAACCCACUGUCCUUCGCCUCUCCUUUUUUCCCAAUCCAUAUCCUUCGCCUCUCCUUUUUUCCCUUCUCCCUUCCGCCCCUCUCCUCCCCCUUCUGCCGCGCGCCUUUCCCCUCCACACGCCCCGUCCCCGUUCCGCCACUCCCCCUUUUCCCGUCCGCCUCCGCUUCCCCCGCCGCCAGUGCGCCAGCUGGGCCUGCCCACGGACCUGGCGGCGGCGGCGCUACUGGCGCAGGCGGCGGACGACUACGUGCGGGGCGAGAAGAACACAUCCGAUAAGAGCCGCGCCAACCUGCUCGCGCUCGUCGCGCAGACGGGGGGCGGGCGCGUGGCGUGGAAGGGGGAGGCGGGAGCGGAGGCGGAGGCGGAGGCGGAGGCGGGAGACGAGGGGGGGCCGGGGGAGGCGGCGGGAUUAAUGCGGGGUUCAGAGGCGGAGGUGGAGCAGGUGGGGGAGGAGCUGAGCGCAGAGCUGGACGCGUGCAUGCUGUCCUACUUUGGCUUCCACUGGCCGCACUCCGCGCUCAUGAUCGAACAGGUGCGUGGGAGGGCACGGGGUGGGGAGAGGGGAAAUGGGAGGGGAGGAGGGGGCAAGAGGAGGGGAAGAAUGAGACUCAAUUGA